Messenger RNA from Aphanomyces astaci, 702 nucleotides. RefSeq lists its product as hypothetical. The transcript is spliced from 2 exons. The record is from RefSeq and is a predicted model, not a curated record. Gene Ontology annotation, cellular component: nucleus; chromatin; chromosome, centromeric region. The coding region runs from base 38 to 532 and encodes 164 amino acids. Gene Ontology annotation, biological process: CENP-A containing chromatin assembly; chromosome segregation. NCBI's taxonomy places the organism in Eukaryota, Oomycota, Saprolegniomycetes, Saprolegniales, Verrucalvaceae.
UGGCACAAGAAUUCAAAAAGCCAAACCUGACGCGGGGAUGGCCGACGACGAUGUGGUGGAGGUGCCGUUCCCAGUGGUGUUUCAAUGCCGCGUCUGCCGAGCCAUCGUGGCGGACUCGACCUCUCUCUCCUCUAGCGACGUGAACCAGCGAACGAUCACAUUCUGCCGCGUGACGCAUUUGCAGCCAAGCACGGCGAUCACUGCAGAAGGCGGGAAUUCGUUCCACACACUGCUAUGUACUCAAUGCGACGGCGUCCUUGGCAAAUUGUACGUAGGAACUGUUCGUGCCUUGGACCAUGCUCGCGACCUCUACACGUUGGACGCAGGAGCCCUCACGAAUUACCGGAUUGGCACAUCCAUUGAAGACAAUUUAACCACCACAGGCCAAAGCGACAUUCUCAUUGCAGACGACCCAGCAGCUGAUCCUACGUUGACAGUAGAGCAGUUUCGCUCUGACAUGGACAAGGUCCAAAACUUCCUCCUCUUGGUCGACGAGCGGUUAUGCGAUAUCGAAGAAGCCCUUCAACGAUGACCCCGAAGGUUUCUUCUGCCGCUGUGUACCCCACGUCCGCCACCCUCGCUACACUGCAGGCUGUCCACGGCAAACUCCGUGGCAAUGCGCCAAGUUUGCUGACAGUGAAAUGAUAAAUCGAGGAAUGUGGGAGAUAUUUUACAUUAAAUUUGUUUUAAAAAGAAGCUAGC